This is a messenger RNA of Cannabis sativa, 1690 nucleotides long. Its product is annotated as tubulin beta chain-like. The coding region runs from base 149 to 1513 and encodes 454 amino acids. Lineage: Eukaryota; Viridiplantae; Streptophyta; Magnoliopsida; Rosales; Cannabaceae. The record is from RefSeq and is a predicted model, not a curated record. Gene Ontology annotation, molecular function: GTP binding; structural constituent of cytoskeleton; GTPase activity. Gene Ontology annotation, biological process: microtubule cytoskeleton organization; mitotic cell cycle. Gene Ontology annotation, cellular component: cytoplasm; microtubule. The transcript has 3 exons.
ACCCUCAUUUUCUCCAAACCCUCCAUUUAAAUUAAACACAUUAUCUCAACAAAACCAUAACAGUUAAUAUCUUAACUUUCUGGUGUUUUCCCGUGAAACAAACAGAGAAAAUAUACAGAAAGAAAAGAUAUAGCAGAGAUAUAUAGAAAUGAGAGAAAUUCUUCAUAUCCAAGGUGGACAAUGCGGGAACCAAAUAGGAGCCAAGUUCUGGGAGGUUAUUUGCAACGAGCAUGGAAUUGACACCACCGGAAAGUAUGGUGGGGAUUCAUCGGAACUCCAGUUAGAUAGGAUCAAUAUCUAUUACAAUGAGGCGAGUGGCGGGAGGUACGUCCCACGUGCUGUUCUCAUGGAUUUGGAGCCUGGAACCAUGGACUCCAUUAGAUCAGGUCCCUAUGGUGAAAUUUUCAGGCCUGAUAAUUUCGUGUUUGGUCAGUCUGGGGCUGGAAACAACUGGGCCAAGGGUCACUACACAGAGGGUGCUGAGCUUAUUGAUUCUGUUCUUGAUGUUGUUCGCAAGGAGGCUGAGAAUUGCGACUGCUUACAAGGAUUCCAAGUAUGUCAUUCGUUGGGGGGUGGAACGGGGUCAGGAAUGGGAACUCUUCUUAUCUCAAAGAUCAGAGAAGAGUACCCAGAUCGGAUGAUGUUGACAUUCUCUGUUUUUCCUUCUCCUAAAGUAUCUGAUACAGUUGUUGAACCAUAUAACGCCACUCUUUCAGUGCAUCAGCUUGUUGAAAACGCCGAUGAGUGUAUGGUUUUAGACAAUGAAGCUCUCUAUGACAUUUGCUUCCGAACACUCAAGCUUGCCACUCCCACUUUUGGUGAUCUCAACCAUCUAAUCUCUGGCACCAUGAGUGGCGUCACAUGUUGUCUAAGGUUUCCGGGACAGCUUAACUCGGACCUUCGAAAGCUUGCGGUUAACCUCAUUCCUUUCCCUCGGCUACACUUCUUUAUGGUUGGAUUCGCACCACUAACAGCCAGAGGAUCCCAGCAGUAUAGUGCCCUCUCUGUACCCGAGUUAACUCAGCAAAUGUGGGAUGCCAAGAACAUGAUGUGCGCUGCUGAUCCUCGCCACGGUCGGUACCUCACCGCUUCGGCCAUGUUUCGUGGGAAGAUGAGCACAAAGGAAGUGGAUGAGCAGAUGAUCAAUAUCCAGAACAAGAACUCUUCAUACUUCGUUGAAUGGAUACCAAACAAUGUCAAGUCCAGCGUUUGUGAUAUUCCCCCAAAGGGUUUGAGGAUGUCAUCUACUUUCGUUGGAAACUCUACAUCGAUUCAGGAGAUGUUUAGGAGAGUGAGUGAGCAGUUCACGGCUAUGUUCAGACGCAAGGCGUUUUUACAUUGGUACACUGGUGAAGGAAUGGAUGAGAUGGAGUUCACUGAGGCUGAGAGCAACAUGAAUGAUCUUGUGGCUGAGUAUCAGCAGUAUCAGGAUGCAACUAUUGAUGAGGAGGAGUAUGAAAACUAUGAGGAGGAAGAGGCGGAAGGAGAAGAAGCGGAAGAGGUUCAUGAAUGAUAUGGUUCAUCUGUAUUGUAGCUCUAAUUCAGUUCCCCAUUGUAUUGUUCUUGACUUACUUUAAGUUUUACUAUGUCAUAUGUUGUUUGUUGUCUCUCAAUCUCAUCAGAUUUUAACAUAUCAAUCACAUAUCAUGUGAAUGUAUAAUUGUGAACCACUGCUUUUAUUUUUUUAUCA